GGGACAAACACCUCUUCUGUGGCUGCUCUUCCUGAUGUCGCUGCUCAGCUGGGCAACAAACCACGCUCGUCUGACUGUGAGUCCCAGCAGCUCUCAAUUCUUUUUUAGAGACUUUGUGUCUCUGAGCUGUGAGGAGGACGACAGCUCUGCUGGAUGGACUCUGAGGAGAAACACAAGCAAAGAAACCAGGACUCAGUGUGGAGCUGGGUGGGGAAGAUCAGCUGGUUCUUCCUGUAACAUCAGCUACAUCGACCCUUUGGACAGUGGAGUUUACUGGUGUGAGUCCAGAGAGGGUCCCAUCAGUAACAUGGUUAACCUGACAGUCACUGGUGGAUCAGUGAUCCUGCAGAGUCCUGUCCUCCCUGUGAUGGAGGGAGAUGACGUCACUCUGCUCUGUAAAACAAAGACCACUCCCUCCAACCUCCCAGCUGCUUUCUAUAAAGAUGGCUCCCUCAUCAGGAAGCAGCCUACAGGUCACAUGACCAUCCAGCAUGUUUCCAGGUCUGAUGAAGGCCUCUACAAGUGUGACAUCAGCGGUCAUGGAGAGUCUCCAUCCAGCUGGAUCACUGUCACAGUAGAUGCAGGUUCUCCCACCUGUCCUCCUCCAUCAGCCUCCACUACCUCCUUCUACUCCUUGUUUUCCUCUCCUCCUCUCUCUGUGAUGGUGUCCGUUCCCUCUAUAACUGGGCCGCUGCUGCUGGUCAUACUGGUUCUGGUGCUGAGACGAUGCAUCCAGAGAAAAACUGGAGUGAGUGAUGCUGUGACAGCUGCCACCUCUUCAUCAGUGAGAAGAACAUCAGCAGAUGAUGGAAAUGGGUCAAAGAUGAUGAGAGAGAGCGAUCCAGCGGCAGUUUAUUCUUCAGUGCACAGAACAUCUGACGUCAGCUAUGCACAGAUCCCCAUCAAGACAAACUGCAGACAGAGAGAUCUUCCACCAGAGCCAGCGGUCAUCUACUCCUCACUGAAGCUGACCCACACACCUACACCACAGCUUAACCAGUCUAACCAGUGAUGUCCAGCUGGCUGCCAAACACAUCCCUGCACUCCUCUCUAUAUUAUAUAUUAUUUAUUUAACCACAUUCUGUGUGUGUUUACAGUCUUACAGCUGCACUGGGCCAGUUUGAAUGUAGAGCUCAGGAUGAAAUGGAAAGUUUCUUUUUCUCUUUAAUAAAACAUCUUAAA
Oreochromis niloticus (Nile tilapia) is the source of this 1182-nucleotide messenger RNA. Its product is annotated as low affinity immunoglobulin gamma Fc region receptor II. Gene Ontology annotation, biological process: immune response; cell surface receptor signaling pathway. Lineage: Eukaryota; Metazoa; Chordata; Actinopteri; Cichliformes; Cichlidae. The record is from RefSeq and is a predicted model, not a curated record. Gene Ontology annotation, cellular component: external side of plasma membrane. Gene Ontology annotation, molecular function: transmembrane signaling receptor activity. The transcript is spliced from 10 exons. Bases 35 to 1012 code for a protein of 325 amino acids.